AUGGCCKCCCAAAACUCCGCCGGUAUCCAAACGCUGCUUGACGCUGAGCGGGAAGCUCAGAAGAUUGUCCAGAAAGCUCGCGAAUACCGGACGAAGCGAGUCAAGGACGCUCGAUCAGAGGCGCAAAAGGAGAUUGAGGAGUACCGGAAUCAGAAGGAGUCGGAGUUCAAGGCUUUCGAGAAAGAGCACACAUCAGGCAACAAGCAAGCCGAGGAUGAUGCCGACAAGGACACAGAGAAGAAGCUGCAGGAGAUCAAGCAGAUUGGAAGCAAGACUGGCCCCAAGGUGGUCGAUGACCUGCUGAAGGCUGUGAUGGAACCUCACCCUGAAGUACCAGACAGAGCAGAGCAGCCCGUUGCAUAG
Molecule: messenger RNA, 363 nt
Organism: Ramularia collo-cygni
Lineage: Eukaryota; Fungi; Ascomycota; Dothideomycetes; Mycosphaerellales; Mycosphaerellaceae
Product: probable VACUOLAR ATP SYNTHASE SUBUNIT G (VMA-10)
Exons: 6
Coding region: 1-363 (120 amino acids)
Biological process (GO): proton transmembrane transport
Cellular component (GO): vacuolar proton-transporting V-type ATPase complex
Molecular function (GO): proton-transporting ATPase activity, rotational mechanism
Source: RefSeq, a predicted model, not a curated record